AUGGUAAAACUCCCAGCAUUCGAAGUCGAGCAGUGGAUGGACAAGUAUGAGAAUACACCGGGAGUGCUCAAUAUCGCCGAGACAUGCUGUUCCUCCAUAUCGAUCGACCAGCUGGUGCAGUUCAACAGUAGUCAACAAGAAGAUACACGCCAACUUAUUGACUUCUCUAAACCCAUGACAUAUGGUCCAAUUUUGGGAUCUGACGAACUACGCCGAAACAUAACGGCUAUAUACAACGAAGACGAGAGCAAGGCAAAUACGCAGUCGCCUCCGUUAACAAUUGAGAAUAUCAUAAUCACUCAGGGUGCUAUAGCUGCCAACCACUUGGUAUUUUACAGCCUAGUCGGACCGGGAGACCAUGUUAUAUCCGUCUUCCCAACCUAUCAGCAAUUAUACACCAUUCCGGAGUCAUUAGGGGCCGAAGUUUCGCUAUGGAAGCUCAAAGUGGAAAAUGGCUAUGUGCCCGACGUUGCGGAGCUUGAGGGCUUGAUCAAGAGCAAUACAAAGAUGAUUGUUGUCAACAACCCGAACAAUCCAACGGGAGUAACGAUACCAGAGAAAGUCCUGUCAGAAAUCAUCAGCAUUUCCCGGAAACAUGAUAUCAUUUUGUUUUCAGACGAGGUUUACAGGCCACUCUUCCACUCUAUCGAACAGGAUAGAAUCCCGCCGUCGGCCAUAUCGAUGGGCUAUCCCAAAGUAGUAGCGACGAGUUCUAUGUCCAAGGCUUGGGCCUUGGCAGGAAUCCGAAUCGGCUGGGUCGCCUCACGAGACUCGUCCAUUAUCUCGGCCAUCGCAUCCGCGCGAGACUAUACCACCAUCAGCGUGUCGCAGCUCGACGAUCAGGUAGCGCGGUACGCACUAAGUGCCUCCGUGAGACCGCAGCUCAUAGCUCGGAACAUCUCACUAGCUGAGAACAACUUGAAGCUGCUCGAGCAGUUCGUGGCAGACCACUCGAGCACAUGUUCCUGGACGAAGCCUUCAGCGGGCACCACAGCUCUCGUGCGGUUUAAUGAUAGGGACGGAAUGCCAGUCGACGACGAGCAAUUCUGCAAGGAUGUCCUGGAGAAGACUAAGGUCAUGUUUCUGCCGGGAUCGCGAUGCUUCGGACAUGGUCAAACCUCGUCCUUUGACGGAACCGUCCGUAUAGGAUAUGUGAGUGAAACUGAGGUACUGCGCCAGGCAUUAGAGAAGCUUGGUAUAUAUAUAACUGACCAUCUCCUAUGA
This is a messenger RNA of Annulohypoxylon truncatum, 1224 nucleotides long. Its product is annotated as PLP-dependent transferase. Gene Ontology annotation, biological process: biosynthetic process. NCBI's taxonomy places the organism in Eukaryota, Fungi, Ascomycota, Sordariomycetes, Xylariales, Hypoxylaceae. The coding region runs from base 1 to 1224 and encodes 407 amino acids. The transcript is spliced from 2 exons. Gene Ontology annotation, molecular function: pyridoxal phosphate binding; catalytic activity. The record is from RefSeq and is a predicted model, not a curated record.